Neurospora crassa OR74A is the source of this 6054-nucleotide messenger RNA. RefSeq lists its product as hypothetical. Gene Ontology annotation, biological process: regulation of ARF protein signal transduction. The coding region runs from base 1133 to 5635 and encodes 1500 amino acids. The transcript is spliced from 2 exons. The record is from RefSeq and is a predicted model, not a curated record. Lineage: Eukaryota; Fungi; Ascomycota; Sordariomycetes; Sordariales; Sordariaceae. Gene Ontology annotation, molecular function: guanyl-nucleotide exchange factor activity.
CCAUCUUGUUUUUGAAUUCCGGCCCUGGUCCCGGUCUCCCCUUUUCCCCAAACAGAAAACAAUUUGACCUCAGUCUGACACCACCUCUGCACAUCCGUACCUUACCUUAGCUGCUUGUCACCUUCUAUGUACCUGGACCUUGCCUACAAACGCAUAUCUUUCCGAGUUCUUGCUUCGCACAAUAUACCUUUUGUACCUGCUACUACCUAGCUACCUACAGCAACCACCUUACCUGUUAAGAUUGCCAGUCUUGUUUGUACCUCACCUACCUAGCAACCGAACCUCUCGCUUGUGUACGCGUGUACCUCCCUCCCUCUCCGUCUUACACCUACCUACCUGCCCUUCCUGCAACGCACCGCGAGAACGAACUGAACGAAGUGCAUCGAAACCGAAAACUGCAACAGAACUAAUCCUGCUCAACGUCAACGCCGCUAUCUCACUCCAUUCAUUCGGCCAUUAAUCACCAAUUACCACACCUCAGCUGUCUAGGCCAGACGAUCAAGACCAAGUGAGCAACUGCCUGAAGCCCUUUGCGACCUAGCUUGGCUUUCAAAGGUGGCCUGGUGUGGCCCCGGCCUGGACAACCGAACCGACAUUCGACCGCCCUCCCCGUCAUCCCAUUCAUCCCAUUCGUGUCUCUCCCCGCUCACUACCCAAAAAAAAAGGGAUCGUUGAUUACAUUCGCUGACGCUUCCACCACGACCCGAAUUUCGCCCAGACUCUUGGUAAUUCCUCACGUUCUUACAACCAUCUCCCCCCAACAUCCUGUCACGUCCAGUCGCCAGUCAGCAUCCAUACCCAGACGAAGACGAAAGCCUGCGCCUUCAAUCCGGAAUACCUCGCUCGAUCUUUCUACCACCACUUCACGGUUGCGCCCUUCCUUUUCGCCACGGCCUUCCAUCAUCCCCCGAGCGCGUUCCACGAUAAUCGUUUAGCGACACCCACCACCCGUCCGCAGCCCGCCGUCGUCGUCUUCCGUUACGCAUCUCCGACCACGCUUGGUGCCUUUCGGUCCGUCGCGAAGCCGGACUGAUUCUCUCCAUCAUAGGCCAUCAUUGACACAACAAUAGGAUUAAUGGGCUGGCCGUUUUACCCCAACUGAACGCAACCGAUACCCCAGGGCCCGCCCUCCAUGCAUGCAGUCCCCGAUGGAUCGCGACGGACGCAGAUUCCCAUAGCCAUGCCCUUUCUGCGACGCCGCGGUAACGCGGGCAGCGAGUCUGACAUGCGGCGACACACCAUCCUUGACAGUCUUCCCGUACCGCCUGCCAAUGGAACACAUUCGCGACCCGGCUCCGCCACCGACCUUCCGGUUCUCGUAACGACGCCAGAGGACGGAGAGGUCCCCAUAUCGAGCGUUUCCCCCUCGCCCGUGACCCCGGUGACCCCGGCGACGCCAGUGAUGCCCACUGUUGAUCUGGAACCGACAAUGUCAAGUACUGCUCCCCAGCCUACGGGCGACCCUGUCGACCACUCCCUGUCCCCCUCCGUCCCCGCAGAGACCCCGAAAUCCAAGCGCUUUUCCAUGUUGAGGUUUCGUAAUGCAUCCGACUCUCAGCUAGCGGCAAAGGCAAAGCUCCAAGCUGCCUCAGAGAAGCCGCCCCCUCUUCCGCGUCCUCCCGAGAUCAUCACCACCGCGCCCACCCUCGAACCCGUAGUACCGAAACGACGACCCUCGAGGAUGGGAUUCUCCAGCCGGUUUGGUCGCAAAUCCGGUGAACACCCCAUGAUGGAACAGGUGGAUGAAACGAACGAAGAUAGGACCUAUCAGCGUCGAAAGAAUGUGCGAACAGCUGGUGGGGACCAGGGAGGGAAGCAAAUCACUUUCGACGACCCGAGACGGCCAGUGUCCUCGCAUCACGCGCCUCCCGCAUACGGCGAUGAAAGUACGACGACGUUGGCACUUCCCAUCAAUCGAUUAUCCGAAUCAUCAAGGUCAGAUGCCAGCUCGGGCGAUAGGGUAUAUGGAACCACGACGACGACCACCCAUACAGUUCACACCACAACAACCUUCUUUAGGCUUCCGCGCAGGAAACCGAAGCAGCCCGAAUCUUUGUUCCCUAUUGCACACCUCCAAAAGAAGAACUUAGCUGAGGACUCUGAUAUGUCGACCUCAUCUCACGUUGCUGAAGGUUCAAACGCGCUGGCAAGGUCACGGUCUACCACCCACUUGACACCAACUCCAUCUCGGCCGUCAACUCAGCAUGGUGCUACAACGCCCCCAACAGGUUCUUCGACUCUGUUUUCCAAAUCGAGCUCACCAGCAACUGCUCUGUUUCGACCAAGCUCACGGAAUUCCGGUCGCGCGUCACCUACACGGGCACAGCUGCAUAGGCGAGGUAGGUCCUCGACCCUGAGCUCCCUAGGUAAAGUCUCGCCAAGAGAAUCCGCGGAGGAUUACCUUGCUCCUCCGGCAACCGCCAGGGCGUCCAUGUCAACAGGCAGGAAGAGCUUCGGGGAUCUUCUCGGCCUCGGUCGAUUACGUCAGAACUCUAGCUCUACGCUGACCCAACAAGGAGCCAUGACUCCCAUAACGCCUGGGUCGGGCAAUUCAAAGAACAACUCGAUACAACUUCCAAGGGACUCGAUUAUUCUACCAGAACGUCGUGAAGAUGAUACACCGGGAAAAUAUCUCGAGCGAUUGUUGGAGGUUGUCAGUCGGAGCGUAAUCGCUGCAAUUGUCUCCAAGGGUACAGAUCAGUUUUCGCAGGCUGUUCUCCGAAGCUACAUGCGCAGCUUCAGGUUCUUUGAAGAUCCGAUGGACAUGGCUAUCCGUAAGCUUCUCAUGGAGGCGGAACUGCCCAAGGAGACUCAACAAAUCGACCGCACCCUACAAGCGUUUGCCAACCGCUAUCAUGAGUGCAACCCUGGCAUCUACGCGACUGCGGACCAAGCAUACUUCAUUGCUUUCUCAUUGCUGAUCCUGCAUACCGAUGUGUUCAACAAGAAUAAUAAGCACAAGAUGCAGAAGGCAGACUACCUCAAGAACACGCGCGGAGAAGGCGUGUUUGAUGAGAUCCUGGAGGUGUUCUACGACAAUAUCACUUAUACGCCGUUCAUUCAUGUCGAGGAUGAUCUGGAUAUCAAUGGGGAGCGUAUCAUUGCUCACAAGGCGAAAAAGAAGUCGAUCUUCCCCCAUACCGCUCCCGAUCCAGCAAAACGUGUCGCCAAGGAACCGAUAGAUCCUUACACUCUGAUCAUCGACAAUAAGCUGGACAUCCUAAGGCCCACGCUGAGGGAUGUGAUGCAUCUGGAGGACCCAUACAGCUAUCUAGGGACGGCCAGGACGCUCAACAUGAAAGAACUCCACAAAACCUUCUUCAAGACUGGCGUACUGCAGAUAGUGUCAGCACGAUCACGGCCAGACGCAUUCAUGUCUGAUCAGACAGCCAACAACCCGCAAGACGCACAUCCAGGCAUCGUUGACAUCAAGAUCACCAAGGUGGGUAUCCUCUGGCGAAAGGACACCAAGAAGAAGAAGACAAGAUCCCCGUGGCAGGAGUGGGGUGCCAUCCUUACUGGAGCUCAACUCUACUUCUUCCGCAACACCACUUGGAUCAAGCAUCUUAUGCACCAGUUCGAGGACCACGUCAAAAGGGGUCACGACGGUGAUCCAUGCAUUUUCAAACCGCCUCUGGAAGAGUUCAAGCCCGAUGCGUUAAUGUCAACAGAUGGUGCCGUGGCACUUAUGGACUCUAGCUAUAAAAAGCACAAGCACGCCUUUGUUUAUGUAAGGCACGGCGGGUUCGAGGAGGUUCUCCUUGCCGAGGAUGAAAACGAGAUGAAUGACUGGCUGGCCAAGCUCAACUACGCUGCUGCCUUCAGAACAUCCGGAGUGCGGAUGCGGGGCGUGGUGGGGGCUAAUCUCGACGGGCAAGGGCGCAGAGCCAUCAGGAGGCUCGACACGGGCUCUCAGCGUAUACAAACACCAACAGGAGAAGUUUCGGUAUCACGAAGCAAGAUUGACCACAAGAUGGCGCAAGACAUACUGGCCGCUCGGAGGGCGAUAAUGCUACAGAAGAUUGCCGAUGCCAACGAGAAGCUCUUGCAGACAGAGAAGACACUGGAAAUGCAGCUUCGGAACUCGAGGCACCUCCAAAUUCUGGCACCGAUUCAACCCAAGACGCGUGAGCAAAUGUUGCUAUCCGCAGCGCGAAUGGCAGCACAGCUGAAGUGGACUCGAAUGGAGAUUUGGAAGCUCAAAUGUCACCGAGACAUUUUGUUGAUGGACCUCGAGGAGGAGCGCGAGAUGUUGGGCAUGCAAGCUGAGACUGCUAUCGGCGCUUUGACACCCAGCAAGGAGCCUCUCACUAGAGAGGAUACAAGAACCAGUCGCAACUCGGGUUAUCCGCAGAGUCCUCAGUCUCCUGUCCAGUCCUUGAUGGGCAAGGUACCUACCAUUGUCAAGAAGCCAGACGAAGACUCUCCGCAAGCUGACGCCAUCCAAACACCGCCAACUAGUGCGACUGGCCCAGCAUCCCAGCAAAAGGAGGUAGAGAAUACUGACCCCCGCAAGAAGUCGGUGUCUAGUGCUGUAUCUUCCAGCCGCUCCUUGGCAGCAACCCCAUCAAGAGGCUUGACAAGCUCGGGCUCAACUUCGGAAAGCAAAUUUGAUCAGGACGAGAUCGAUGCCGAAGAGCAUGACCUCUUGGCGCAAGCCGGCUUGCUCGAGUCUGCUCGUCGUGGCUCAGAACAGAGGCCCCCGAGUUUGGCUACAGAUACGGAUGGUAAUGCUCAGUCAGAGAAGGAGAAGCACAAAAUCCGCCGCAGCUUUCAACGCACUCUCCGCGAGGGUGCCGGCCAUAUCUCCCAUCACCGCAGUCGGAGGGGUAGGGAUUCUGCCAGCGCUAGCGUUGUGUCAGAUGAGGCCAGCCAGGAGGGUCCUGACGUACUCGUUCGCAGCACUGGCUCUUUUGUGGUACACGGCAAGAAAGCUUCGGUCAUCAACUUUGGCACGGAGCUCCAGUUGCAGAACAUGUCCCCGGAGGAGCGCAUCCGUCACUGGAAGCAACGCGAUGACGCGUCGAUUGCCGAGAGCAACGAGCGUUUCGGUUCGGAGAACGGCGGCAGCCGUGACCAGGCCGUCGCGGAAGGGUCUGACUUCCGGUCCAUCCUGACUGCCAGGUCAGCCUCUCACGCGCGCCGUGAGCACCGCGGCUCCGCCGCCAGCGCUAGCACUGCAACCGCUAAGAGCUUCAGAGAUUUGCACAGGAAGUACUCUGCCUCUCAACAUGCGACAACAAGGAGUGUUCCUCCUUCGUCCGCGAAUCUGGCCAUUCCUUCGGAUGAAGAGAGUGAUGCUGCCGUCAGCUUUUCAGACGGCCGACGGACGCCUCUUCCCCCGAUCGAGGGCGAGUCGGAGCCAAGCGAGGGACAUGAGAUGCUGAACAUGACGCCGCCGUCCAGCAGCCGUGGUGAGAAUCGCGAAACGGUCUUUUUCACCCCGCAGUCAGUUCCUGUGGCUACACGAGUUGCUUCUCCGUUACGAAGGGGAAGUGAGGAGGGUAAGGAUGUCAGCAGCGAUAAGGACCAUCGUCCUGCGUCAUCAUCGGCAGCGGCGGCUGCGACGGACGUACUACAGGAAGGGGAGGAGUUGGUUGUGAGCCCACCACUACAAGAAGCUAUCAAUGCUUGAUUUUCUCUUUGUUGUCAUGGUUGAGGCGAUUGUUGGUGUUGGUGUUGCCGUGGUGGUUGUUGUUGUGUAAAAAAAAAUACCCAUCUGUUUCAGAACCACAUUCGCUCGCUCGAUUAUGAUGAUGCGUGCGACAGUCAUCCAUACAUACAUACAUGAUUCGAGUAUAUCUUAUUAAUAUAUCCUUUAUGAAAAGAAGCUGCCAAAAUCAAACAAGCCUGUAUAUUACGCGUCUUCCUCAGACAGACUCUUCCUUUCUUCGUCCCUACCUACGAAAGCAAGCAUGAUAGAAUACUACCACCGUUUCUUCGUCCAAGACACUCUCUGGCUAGCUGUGCAACAAUUCCAGCACGGUCUUCUACUCUCUACUUUCCUUCUUUUUAUAUUUCCUUAUAACUUCAACCUUCUCAAUACGUAAUGAC